Molecule: messenger RNA, 6309 nt
Organism: Synchiropus splendidus (mandarinfish)
Lineage: Eukaryota; Metazoa; Chordata; Actinopteri; Syngnathiformes; Callionymidae
Product: cell migration-inducing and hyaluronan-binding protein-like
Exons: 30
Coding region: 281-4327 (1348 amino acids)
Source: RefSeq, a predicted model, not a curated record
AUGGCAGAGUGUCUGCGCGCCCGCACCGGCCGAGUCCCACCACCGACGCUCCGCUUCAUCACCCCCGACAGCGCGUGUCUCACGAGGCGCACCGACCCAGGAGCACGCCGGCCACACCGCGCCUCCUCCAGACAGUAGAUGACAGCUGGAGAUCCAGUUCAGGGUCACGACUGACAGCAGGAAUCAUCUUCAGGAAGGAAGCCCCACCGAAGACCACCAGGAGGUGGACAUCAACCUGAAGACCUCUGGAGUGAAGCUGGACCGUCAGGAGCCCAGAGAGAUGAAGCUGUGCUGCCUGUUUGUGGUGACUCUACUGCUCCCCUCCGUCUGCUCCUUGUGUCCCGACAAGGAGGCGGGUCUGCAGCCAUGGAUGCCAGGUCAUCACCAAGAGCACCACGUUGUUAUCGGCUACGGCAGGAAGGUGCUCCUCACCACCUCAGCCACCGUCCACUCCAUCCACAUUGUUAACGGAGGAAAGCUGGUCAUCGCUGACAGCAACCGGCCCCUAUUGCUCCGGCUCAAACACAUUCUGAUCGGAAACAAAGGAGAACUUCACAUCGGAAGCGCCGACUGCCCUUACAAAGGCAACCUGACAAUUUCACUGUUCGGACGAUCCGAUGACAAAGAUGAGGAGCACAGCUACUUUGGUCGGAAGUACAUCGGUGUGGGGACAGGGGGAAGACUUGAGAUCCACGGCAGGAAGAAGCUGUCCUGGACUUUCCUCAACAAAACCCUCCACCCGGAAAAAAGCAACCAGAACAAGUAUCUGUUCCAGGGGAGCUGGGGGAGCAGAGGGAUCAUCGUCCACGUGCUUGACCCUAAGACCGGAGACGUGCUACAGAAUGACAGGUUUGACACCUAUCGCAGCAAGGACGAGAGCCGGCGCCUUGCGGCGUACCUGGACCGCCUGGAAUCCGGGGUCCUGCUGGCCAUGGUGGUCAAUGACGAGGGCUCCAACAAUCUGGAUGACUCCGCCAAGAAAAGCCUGAUGAGACUGGGCAGCAAGCAUAUCAGCACCUUGGGAUUCCGACAUCCCUGGACCUUCAUCGUGACCAAAGGAAUCCCAUCCUCAGCUGUGGAGGAUCAUGCUGUCUACCAGGGAACCAAGGCCUCCUCUGAGGCUCGAAGUGCUCAGGUGAUCCACUCCAGCUAUGGGGAGCAUUUCACCAUCACCACUGUCAGCCAGUGGGUGCAAGAGGCAGAGUGGACGGCGUGGUUCGACAGGGAUGAUGAGAGAGGAUCUGGAGACUGGGAGAAACUGAAGGAGCUGCAUGAGACUCAUCCAGACAAGCUGUGUAGCGGACCCCUAGACAUCCAGGCUGAAACCCAUGACGGAGUAGCAGCCAACAUGACUGGUGAUGUCAUCCACAAAAUGGACAAGGAUUACGGCUUUGUGUGUCUCAACAAGGACCAGCCUCAUGGCACCUGCAACAAUUACAGGGUCCGCUUCCUGUGUGGGAAACUGGUUCGUCCAGAGGCGUCCAUUUCCGUGGACGUGUCGUCCAACAGCAGCGUCCUGGAGCUGGCUGACCAACCUGUCGGGUGGGGACCCAGAGACCGGAUCGUGGUGGCCAGCACAGACUAUUCCAUGCAUCAGACCGAGGAAUUCACCCUUCUGCCAUGUCCCACCUGCUCUGCCAACCAGAUCAAAGUCCAAGGUAAAGCCCACUUCAUCCACAUGGGUGAGGAGGUGGAUGGGGUUGACAUGAGAGCAGAGGUUGGUCUGUUGACUCGCAACAUCCUCAUUCGAGGAGAGAUGGAGCCCAGCUGCUAUGGCAACGAGGCCUGCAAAUUCUUCGACUUCGACACAUUCGGAGGACAUUUAAAGGUGGAGCGUGGCUUCAGGGCCGUUCACAUCUCCGGCAUGGAGCUCCUGCACAUGGGCCAGCAGACGAUGGGACACUACCCUGUGCACUUCCACAUGAAUGGAGACGUGGAUGAGAGAGGAGGCUACCACCCCUUCACCUCUGUCAGCGACCUGUCCAUUCACCACUCCUUCUCCCGCUGCAUCACCAUCCACGGCACCAACGGACUGAUGAUCAAGGAUGUGGUGGGCUACGACACCUUGGGCCACUGCUUCUUCACUGAGGACGGCCCAGAGGAAAGAAACACUUUCGACCACUGUCUGGGUCUCAUGAUCCGGGCCGGCACGCUGCUGCCGUCGGACAGGGACGGCAAAAUGUGCCGCGACAUCACGAAGGGGGCGUUUCCGGGCUAUGUGCCCAACCCUCGCCAAGACUGCAGCGCCAUUUCUACUUUCUGGAUCGCAAACCCCAAUAACAACCUGAUCAACUGUGCCGCCGCAGGCUCGGAGGAAACGGGUUUCUGGUUUAUCUUCCACCACGUGCCCACCGGACCUUCAGAGGGCGUGUACUCCCCUGGGAAAACAGAACAUACGCCCAUGGGCCUGUUCAGCAACAACAGAGCCCACUCCAACUACAGGGCUGGAAUCAUCCUUGAUAAUGGCGUGAAGACGACCCAGGCCAACGACAAGGACAAGAGACCCUUUCUGUCACUGGUUGGAGCCAGGUAUGGACCGCACCAGGACGCGGACCCCUUCAAACCCCGAGUCCCUGCACUCAUCCACCACUUUGUGGCUUAUAAGAACCAGGACCACGGCGCCUGGCUGAGAGGAGGAGACAUUUGGCUGGACGACUGCCAAUUUGCUGAUAAUGGCAUUGGUCUCACUCUGGCAAGCGGAGGGACGUUUCCGGACGACGACGGCUCCCAUCAGCAGGUGAAGAACUCUUUGUUUGUCGGGGAGAGCGAAAACCGUGGGAUGCCGCUCCCUGAUAACAACAUCUGGGGGCCGGAUGGUGCCGACCACCAGGGCAGGACCCUCCCACGUGGCAUUGACUUCCCAAUCCGAGGUAUGCAGAUCUACGACGGACCCAUCAACGUCCAGAACUGUACGUUUCGGAAGUUUGCGGCUCUGGAGGGACGACACAGCAGCGCUUUUGGCUUCAGGCUCAACAACUCCUGGCAGAGCUGCCCCAACAACAACGUGACAGAAAUCACUUUCGACAGAGUUCCGAUCACGUCGCGGGUCUUCUUCGGUGAGCCCGGCCCGUGGUUCAGCAAAAUGGAGAUGGACGGAGACAAGACCACCAUAUUCCAUGACGUGGAUGGCUCGGUCAGCGAGUAUCCCGGGGCGUUCCUGGUCAAAGAGGACAACUGGCUGCUGCGACAUCCAGACUGCAUCGAUGUGCCCGACUGGAAGGCCGCCAUCUGCAGUGGCCACUUCGCACAGAUCUAUGUCCAGACCCGGAACCCGGCCAACUUGAACAUGCAGAUGGUGAGGGACGAGUACCCGGACCGACCGCUGAGACUAGAGGGCGCUCUGGGGAAGAAAAAGCACUACCAGCAGUUCCAACCUGUGAUAACCCUGGCCAAGGCUUACACCAUCCACUGGGACCAGCCAGCGCCAGCAGAGGUCACCAUCUGGCUCAUCAACUUCCACAAAAAUGACUGGAUCACUGUGGGGAUCUGCUACCCUCGAGGCACCACCUUCACCAUCCUCUCCGACAUCCACAACCGCCUCACCAAGCAGACCCGCAAGACCGGGGUCUUCAUGAGGACGGCGCAGAGGGACAAGGUGAACCACUCCCACCAGACCAGGGGCUACUACUUCUGGGAGGAGGACACCGGUCUGCUGUUCCUGAAGGUUGUGGCUCACAACGAGCGGGACCAGUUUGCCUUCUGCUCCACCAAAGGAUGCGAGCGCGUGAAGAUCACGGCUGUGAUUCCUAAGGGAAGUCCUCCCAGCAACUGCAUGGCCCAGGCUUACCCUCGACACGCCGAGAUGCCUGUGGUGGAUAUUCCCAUGCCCAAAAAGAUCCCCAACAAUGAACUGGCCACGCCUGAGCACCUGCUGGAGGUGAAGCUGCAGUCGUACAACACUCGCUUCUUCCACAUCAAGGAGGACUUUGCCUUCACUGAGGUGAAUGGCAGGAAGCUGUACCAGCCAGAGGAUGGAGUCCAGUUGACCGUGAUCAAGGGUCAGGACGGGACAGUGCUGGAGACCAAAAACUUCAGGAACUCCAUCCUGCAGGGCAUCCCUGCGCAGAUAGACAACUAUGUCAGUCAACUUGAAGAUGGCUCUGUGGUCCUCGUGACCUCUAAAGGUCGCCUGGUGACCAGAGGACCCUGGACAAAAGCUCUGGAAAGGCUGGGAGCAGACAAGAACCUCAAGCUCAAAGACAAGUUGGCGUUUGUGGGCUUCAAAGGUCCCUUCCAUCCCGACUGGAUCCAUCUGGAGGUGGAUCAGGAGCAGGCCAAGAUCCACCAGGUCCUCCCCAUCCCUGUGGUCCACAAGCUGAAGCUAUGAGUGCGCAGCGUAGUCAUGUGACUCCCCCGCUGCGGCUGGACUGACUCACGCUCACUCAAACCUGAGGCCUGCAUCAAUGGACGUUUCUCUGAAGCCUCAAAACGGUGACUCGUCCAGACUCAUCAUCACUAUCUUCUCUUCAUGUGGACGAGUCGCGAGGUUUCCUGAACUAUUGCCAUGGGUCCGUUAUCUCACCUGUUCCAAGAGUUUCUACAGUGAUGUUGGUUUUUCUUCUCAAUCCAAAUGGCACCAUGAGUCUUUCUGCCCCUGGUGUCCACAGCUAAGCAGCAGUGCUCUUGUUCCACUCUGUAGUUUGACCUGGGUCCAGUGGGAUUGAUCCCCUUCCUUCUGCUGUUAAUCUGCCGUGGCUCAUGCGUGCAGUCGACAUGUGUUACCGUUUGUGCUUCAGACGUGAGCUGGGAGAUAAACAACACACCGCAGGGCGAGAUGUCACCAACUGGACCUUCCAUCUUUAUUCAGUUUGGCCAUUGAAAAGGGACGAUGAAGAGGAUGAGUGGAAAAAAUGGAACGAAGAGUCUUCAGUAUUCAGUCAAAGCUUUGCCUUUUUUUGCACCUUUAAUGUUGAAUACUUCACUUUCAAAUAGUCUGCAUGGAAGUGGACACAUGUGGCGAUACAUAGAUUGAACACACGGCGUUCUGUUUACGCUUGACCUUCCACGACAUGUUGGAUUGUCACGGCCUGCGCAAUGCGCUCACAGCGCGGAACAGGUCGCUUGGUGACAAGCUCCUCCAGUGAAAGUGCUAUUUUUCAAACCGCCUCAAUAAUCUUUCUUAUUUCUUCUCACACCUCACAGUUGGAAUGAAGCAGAGUUCACGGUGUAAUUGCACUUAAAACCCAGUCAUGUGUAGUUCAAUCGUUUAAAUCAAAACAAAGUCGAAAUAGUUUGUUCAAUUUUUAAUUCUGUUUGAUACAACAAAGUAAACGUGUGGGAGAGUAUGUUUUUUUUUUCUUCAUCUUAGGCAGAAAUGGGAGGCCUUGAUGAUGAGUCCUGUGCUGUCCCGAUGUUAGGAGGCCACUAGAAAGCACUAUUCAGCCUAUGAACUUUGGAUUUGUUUGACAAGUUGAAGAGGAAACCUCAGAUCAAUGUUUGACAGCUUCAUGAAACCAUAUCAGCCCAUCACCAGCAGUGAGGAGUCGGAAGCACCAGACAGCUAAACAUGUCACGUUGCUUUAGUGGAAGCUAAAAUCCUGAAAGGGAAAAUUGUUUGUUUUUCACGCAAACAUUUUGUCCGGUGAAACAGAAUGACAGACAGACUCAAGUGGAACCAACCAUCGCGUCCUGUUCUUUUCUAUUGAAAGAGUAAACCACUUCCAUCUGAGACUGAACUGGAAAACUCAAAAGUUUCUCACAACUGAGUUAAACACAUCGACACUACGAACCGUCCUUUUCCACCGGAUGUUUCUCCACUUCUUGCUCAUGACAUCACGGUUCGUCCGGCAUUAGCGGCAUGACCUCGUCCGCCGCACGUCGCUUGUCCCGUGGACGCUUUUCACCGAGUGUUUCAAAGAAGAGUCCUGCAUCCAACCCUGUGAUUGUUGACUUGGUGUUCUCUCGUGCGUGUCCUCAUCUGUCCGGGUGUUUUAGUCCGUCUGAACCAGCUCCAGAACAAACCGACCGAGGCUGCAAUCUGGCUCUAAAAUAUGGGAGUGAAAAGAAAAGAAGAUAAAAAAAAAGAAAUCCCGAAGUUUGCCGAAAUAGCUGGUCUUUUUUCGGAGGUUGUGACUCGAUGUUUUGUAUGUUUGUGUUUUUGAAACUCCACAGAUUGAUAAGAGAUAUAUUUUAUACUUAUUUAUUGUACAGCACUGUGGGGUGGGACCUUUUUCACUUGUAAUGUCCUCGCUGUUCUGUGGUUUGCUCCAUCUGGUUUCUCACUCUGGCAGAGGAAUCUAGUGAUCUUUUGUGACGUCUGUGUAGCUCCUUCCUUUUCUUUUUGACUUUUGUACAGAAAUAAACUAUGAC